AUGGAAUUGAAUACGACUCAAAAGACUAUAUUUGCGAUACUAGCUAUAUUCAUCGUGACUCUAAUGGUCCUGCUCACUUUCUGCGUAUACUCAUCAAGGAGAGCAAGGUUAAAUGACCAAAUUUCUCAAAAGCAAGUAUUGGGUAAAUGGAAGGAAAAUGGUGUGUUAACAAGUUCUGAAUCAAGUCAAGAUUCUGGAUUUCAACCUGAUCAAAUACCAUCAUCUCCUUCUUAUAUCCCUCCGGUACCUACGAUCCCCCAUAUCUUUAAUCACUCUGAUACCACGAUCAGCACGAAUGGAUAUGCACAUGGACCUAGACAUGGACAAGGAGGAAGGGAGGAGAAAAGAGGUAGUGGAUUAGCUGGAAUUGGUACUUUCGCAAAUACCUCUAUCACACAUAAAACCACAAGCCCAAAUACAACCACCAACACGUAUACGGAUCCGAACACUAGAGUGAAAGGACUAGUCAUUCCAUCGAAUGUGAGCUCAAAUAUUGGCAUGAACAGAGAUCCUUUAGCCGGUGGACAUCCCAGCAUUAAGUCGAAAUCACCUUUGAUACCUUCCAAAAGUCAAGAACGCAUUCGCACGAGGCAGAAUGUAUCGAACGCCUCACGGCCCAGAUCAUGGGCUAAAUCGAUCACGAGUUCAAGGUCAAGAUCGAAAUCCCACGUCAACGAGAAACAACUAUCGCACAAACAGGUCAUAGGCCAUCAGCAUACAAAUCAUUAA
Kwoniella shivajii is the source of this 729-nucleotide messenger RNA. RefSeq lists its product as uncharacterized. The record is from RefSeq and is a predicted model, not a curated record. Bases 1 to 729 code for a protein of 242 amino acids. NCBI's taxonomy places the organism in Eukaryota, Fungi, Basidiomycota, Tremellomycetes, Tremellales, Cryptococcaceae. The transcript has 2 exons.